Messenger RNA from Parnassius mnemosyne (clouded apollo), 1693 nucleotides. NCBI's taxonomy places the organism in Eukaryota, Metazoa, Arthropoda, Insecta, Lepidoptera, Papilionidae. The record is from the annotation of a GenBank genome assembly.
AACUACAAACUACAAAUAAAGCACAAAUUAUAAAGUUGAAAUAAAGUAAAUAAUAACAUACAUAUUAUGAUGUAUUUGAAUUUUUUGAUUUCUUAGAUGUGUUGCCCUAUAGCGCAGAAAAAUUGUUAUAUUUAAUAAACCGACAUACCUUAUAUAAUGUUGUAAUAAAAUAGUUUUUAAUAACGGGUCUUCUCAUUAAAAUUAAAGUCAUGGAAACCGACGCAACUUGCAUGCCUGAUGAUAUCGAAGCUUUUGUUUCUCCAUGUGAGGAACAUACAGAAUUAAAUAACGCCGAGACAAACCAAUCUGACUGUAAGAAUAUUCUUAAUCCACAAUCGGAAUAUGGUGAAAAUAACAUUACACAAGAAAAGUCUGCAAGUGUGGGUCCUGCUAGUACAUAUGUUGACCCCGAAGCUUUUAAAAUAGGAAAUGUAAAUAUAUAUGCCGAAGAUAUUGGACCAAAGUUGUAUCCAGUUAAAGGCAAUGUUGUUACACCACCUAUUAUAACAAAAAAACUUCCAGAGGCAUUUAAUUACCUCCCUAUAUAUGGACGACCACAAUCCAAAGCUGAUUUGGAAGAUUUUCAAAAUAAUAAAAUAAGGGAAUAUGUUGGAUGUGAUUUUAGUGAUGAAGACUUUGAUAAACUUGCCAAGUAUUGUAGCCCUGAACACCUUAAAACUGGCAAAGAAUUAACACUUCUGACAAAUGUUCCUGCAUAUGGCCUCCUUCCCAAGGAUAUGAAUAAAAAUAAAGAUGGGGACAUUCUUAAUAUAGUCAAGAAGUUUAAGUUACGGGUGGAAAGAGAUAGAAGAAAUCUGUACGUUAAGAAAUUAAAGUAUAGAGGGAUGAGGCUUCUGCCACUUUCACAAGAGGACCCUGAAGAUGUGCAAGUGUCAAAGGGGCCACAAUUGGAGCCGGGAAAAGACUUGUUGUUUCGAGUUCGCUUUUAUAGGCCGUUUUUAUGUGGCAAAGAAAGAAAUAACUCGCGGCACUCGGUGUUCAGCUGCGACGCGGUGAUGCCGGGCUGCGGCGCGCUGGCGGCGCUGCGCGAGCGCGUGGUGUGCGCCAACGACGCCACCGUGCGCCUCGACGUGGCCGCCGCGCCCCACCACCUGCCCGCCACCACCGCCCGGGACCUGUUUCCCUCUGGAUUCUUUUUCAUUAACAAUGUGUUCUACGUGGACGAAAGAAAGGGGUGCAUCGACUAUAGCGAGCCGAUACGGGAAUGGGCGAAGAAACGUGGGCUUGGCGAUUUCCCGAAGAAGGAUAUGAACAGCGUCAGGCUGGAUGAGUUGGUGCUGAAGCUGGGACACCCUGAGGUGUACGUGCACCAGGGCAACUGCGAGCACCUGUUCACGUUCUCGGAGGUGCGGCUGGCGGGCGCGCGCGACCCGCUGUUCUGCGGCCAGUACCCGCGCCACACGGCCGUGCUGCAGCACCAGACCGUCUACUGCACCACGUGCGCCGAGUUCGGCGCCAAGUGGGUCGUGGUGGGCUGCGCCCGGGUGCCCUUCGACCCCGCCUUCUUCUGCGAGACCUGCUUCAAGCUCUACCUGUACAAGGACGGACAGAAGAUCGGCGACUUCAAGGCCUACUCGUACAGGGGCAACGAGAUGAAUAUACUGAAACCUCUCGGUUGACACGUAUGAAGUUAUUCGGAGAUUGGAUAAUGUGAAAUAAAGUACUUUUAAGU